AGCAUUUGCGAUUUUCUAUCAGUUGAAACUUGAAGUUAGACGUGAGAACAAGUGAACUAGAAUGCCGUACAAACCAGCCAAUUUAUAUGAUGCCGAUCGCAAAAUCUGGAGUGGCGACCAGUUUUCGAAUUACUUCGACUCGCACUUGUCCAUCGGAGAGAUAAUUUUCGAAGAAAUGCGUCGGCAUCCGCAGCUCAUUGCUCAGAUCUCGGCUACGGAGAACACUAUUCUGACCAGGGCGGAACUCCAUGCCAACUCGAUGAGAGUGGCCAGCUAUAUGCGAUCCUUGGGACUUCUUCAAUCCGAUGUGGUGGGCAUUAUAGGCAGAAAUACCACCCACAUGUUAGCCGUUGCCUACGCCUGUUUUUUUAACGGAAUUGCCUUCCACUCGCUCAACAUCACUUACGACCAGAAAACCAUCGAGAAAAUCUACAACAUCACGAAACCAAAGGUAAUUUUUUGUGAUGGUGAUGAGUUCGAGAAGGUUCGAGCUGCCACUUCUGAACUUGAUGUCAAAAUAGUCACGAUGCGUAAUCAUCCGUCGGAUUCCAUUCGGAUUGAUGAGGUGCUGGCCACUCCCAUCGAGGAGAACUUUAAGGCAGCUCGACUCGAACAAGGAAAUGAUCAAACUCUGGCCAUUCUGUGCUCCUCGGGAACAACGGGAAUUCCCAAAGCUGUAACUGUUACCAAUAGUCGACAAAUCCUCGCCGAGAACUAUCAUCUUACCACUGCUGAUGUACAGUACUCCCAUAACACGUUAGACUGGAUCACCGGCCUGCUAACCACCAUAACCUCUGGAGUAUUCAGCACAACUCGCAUUAUCGCAGAUAACCCCUUCGAUCCCGCCUUCGCACUGCGAGUAAUAAAGGAGUACAAGGUCACCUGGGUCAUCCAACCACCUUCUGCCAUGGCUUUGAUGAUUAACUCUCCGGAGUUUGAGACCUCUGACUUUUCGAGCAUUCGGUGCUACAUGUUUGGAGGAUCUCGGGCCUCUAUAGAAGUGCAGCAGAGUAUCCGAAGUCGACUGAGCUCGGAUUGUCUCCACUUUGCCUACGGAUUCACAGAGCUGGGCGCCAUGGCCACGAUAAACUUUCAUCAUGACCUGAAACCCGGGUCGGUGGGUCGACUGGUCAACGGACUCAAGCUGAAGAUAAUCAACGAUAAAGGUGAAUCGCUGGGACCAGAUGAAGUGGGCGAGGUGUGUGUCCAAAACAACCAAUUCUGGUCAGGUUACUACGGAAAUGAAGCGGAAACCCGUCAAAUCCGCGAUUCAGAGCGAUGGUAUCACUCCGGGGAUCUUGGGUGCAUGGACCAAGACGGGUUUCUGUAUAUCGUGGACCGCAAGAAGGAGAUGCUGAAGUACCAGAACAUCAUGUACUACCCUAACGAUAUCGAGGGCGUCAUUUCCGAGAUGCCAGAAGUGCUGGAGGUGUGCGUCUUCGGGAUUUCCAGUGACAUCUAUGGAGACGAGGCCGCUGCCGCUGUGGUUAAGAAGCUGGGAAGCAACCUGAAAGCCCAGGAUGUUAUAGACUAUGUGAGCAGUAGAACGGACUCGAAGUACAAGCAGUUGAACGGAGGAGCAAUCAUCGUGGAGGAUCUGAAGCGAAGUGCCAAUGGCAAAACCAAUAGAAUGGCCAAUAAGGCGUAUUUUUUGGAGGUGAAAAAGAGGAGCUGAUUGUUUUCUUAGUAAAUAAAAAUAUGUGAUGCCUUAGAGAACUAAAUAAAAUAAAAAC
Molecule: messenger RNA, 1733 nt
Organism: Drosophila ficusphila
Lineage: Eukaryota; Metazoa; Arthropoda; Insecta; Diptera; Drosophilidae
Product: luciferin 4-monooxygenase-like
Biological process (GO): fatty-acyl-CoA biosynthetic process; long-chain fatty acid metabolic process
Molecular function (GO): long-chain fatty acid-CoA ligase activity
Source: RefSeq, a predicted model, not a curated record